This is a messenger RNA of Ilex paraguariensis (yerba mate), 1773 nucleotides long. NCBI's taxonomy places the organism in Eukaryota, Viridiplantae, Streptophyta, Magnoliopsida, Aquifoliales, Aquifoliaceae. The record is from the annotation of a GenBank genome assembly.
CUUGGGGAAUUGAUUGCAAGUAACACAGAACAAGGAAGAGAAAGGCGAAAGAAAAAGCAAACGAAAUUUCCGGAAAGUAAAAAGAUCAAAAACCAUAAGCCAAGAAAGAACAUACACAAAGUUCCAUACUUUUUCUUGGGCCAUAUCGGAAACAUAUUUCUACCAUAUUUUCUCGAGAAACUAACAAGUUUCUAAGCUCUUCCCACCUUGGUUCCUAAUUCUGUUCGUAUCUAUCACCCAUUUAUGUACGAACAAAGUUUGUGUUGUUUGUCAUUUUAUCUGUCCUUGUUUUGAGAAAUUUAGAGAGAAUACAGAGAAAGAUGAUGAUGAUACCAUCGUCUGCCUCUUCAUCGUCUUCUUCAGCUACGGUACGAGUGGAGAAGGCGACGAGCGAGUUUUUAAUCGGACCAGAUUGGACUAUGAACAUCGAUAUUUGUGAUACCAUCAAUACCAAUAACUGGCUAGCAAAAGAUGUUGUCAAAGCUGUGAAGAAAAGGUUGCAGCAUAAGAACCCUGAAGUUCAACUACUUGCCUUGACGCUUCUGGAGACAAUGGUGAAGAACUGUGGUGAUUAUGUGCAUUCUCAAAUUGCUGAGAGGAAUAUACUGCAAGAUAUGAUCAAAAUUGUUAAGAAAAAGACAGGUAUGCAUGUAAGGAACAAAAUCUUGGCAAUGCUAGACUCUUGGCAAGAAGCUUUCGGUGGCCCUGGAGGAAAACAUCCACAAUACUACUGGGCUUAUGAUGAACUGAGGCGUUCUGGAGUAGAAUUUCCCCAGCAUUCAUCAGAUGUAACUCCAAUAUUUACGCCACCUGUUACCCACUCCACUCUCAGACAUGCUCAAGCAGGUUAUGGAAUGCCAUGCAAUUCAUCAACAAGGCUUGAUGAAGCCAUGGCAGCUGACAUGGAAAAUUUAAGUUUAUCAAGCAUUAAUUCCAUGCGAAAUGUUCUGGAUCUCUUAGCUGACAUGCUGCAAGCUGUGACUCCAAGUGACCGUAUGGCUGUAAAAGAUGAAAUAAUCAUCGAUCUUGUUGACCAGUGUUGUGCCAACCAGAAGAAGCUGAUGCAGAUGUUAACUACAACUGCAGAUGAAGAACUUCUUGGUCAAGGUCUUGAAUUAAAUGAUAAGCUGCAAAGUGUGCUCGCAAAACAUGAUGCUAUAGCUUCUGGUUCCCCGCUGCCAAGGCAAGUAACAAAUUUAAACCCCCGGUCAACUGAAGUACAGGACUCCCCCAUUAAACCUACUGAAGUUACCAGCCCGCCACUGAAUGCUAAUCUCUCUGCACCAGUUCUUGCUUUGACGACUAGCCAGAUUGAGGAAGAGGAUGAGGAGGAAGAUGAUUUUGCACAGCUAGCUCGAAGGUUGCUUUUGACUUACAAGUUCUUUUUUAUACAUUCCUGCAGUUAUCAUUUAAAUUUCACCUCUAUGAGUACUAAGUUGCAGCAGACGGCGGCGUGACACUAUGGUCUUAUACUGAUGAUGAUCCGGUCACUUCGCUGUUCUGUAGCUGUCUACAUUUUAGUGGAUAUAUGUGGAUGAUUAUCUACGAUUGGUAUAUUACUAAAGACAAAUUUAUUAAAAUAAUGGAGCAGUUCAAAGUUGGUUGUAUCCUUUGCCUGGGACACCAUGUUAUUAUUUAGAGUUUAUGUGGUGGAAUCAUUGUUGUACGCCCUGUACUCUGGUUCAUAAUAGACAUUUUGUUUCAUGGGUGCAGGCAUUCCAAAACACGGUCCAGUACUUCUCAAAGCACAUUUACAGGAACCAGUGAAGGAGC